Molecule: messenger RNA, 333 nt
Organism: Orycteropus afer afer
Lineage: Eukaryota; Metazoa; Chordata; Mammalia; Tubulidentata; Orycteropodidae
Gene: APOC3
Product: apolipoprotein C3
Exons: 3
Coding region: 1-333 (110 amino acids)
Biological process (GO): cholesterol homeostasis; negative regulation of low-density lipoprotein particle clearance; negative regulation of lipoprotein lipase activity
Cellular component (GO): intermediate-density lipoprotein particle; spherical high-density lipoprotein particle; extracellular region
Molecular function (GO): lipase inhibitor activity; phospholipid binding; high-density lipoprotein particle receptor binding
Source: RefSeq, a predicted model, not a curated record
AUGCAGCCCAGGAUCCUCCUCAUUGCUGCCCUCCUGGCGCUCCUGGCCACCAUCUGGGCUGUCGAGCCUGAGCCUGAGCCUGAGCCCGAACCCAAGCCCAAGGAUAGCUCCCUUCUGGGUGUCAUGCAGGGCUACAUGCACCAUGCCGCCAAGACAGCCCAGGAUGCGCUGACCAGCAUGCAGGAGUCCCAGAUGGCCCAGCAGGCAAAGGGCUGGGUGACUGAUGGCUUCAGCUCCCUGAAAGACUAUUGGAGCACGUUUAAAGGCAAGUUCUCCAGCCUCUGGGAUCUGACUCCUGAGGCCAAACCAACUCAGACUCCUGAAGACUUCUGA